Messenger RNA from Hylaeus volcanicus, 5594 nucleotides. RefSeq lists its product as uncharacterized. NCBI's taxonomy places the organism in Eukaryota, Metazoa, Arthropoda, Insecta, Hymenoptera, Colletidae. The record is from RefSeq and is a predicted model, not a curated record. Bases 2149 to 3930 code for a protein of 593 amino acids. The transcript has 2 exons.
GAUCAUUCUCGAGAUUCUUUCGAAAGAACUUUCUUCGUCGGUGUCUAGAUCGUCGGCAGAUCGGUUGGUGAAGUGUUCAGAACUAAUUCAAGCCCCGCGUUAACGAACUCGGACUACUUUCCUUUCGCACGGCUGAUGUAAUCAGCCACGAUUAAAAUUGUAAAUACACCCCGGUAGGUGUUCGACGCGUGUGUAUUCCAGGGUGCACCCGUACGAGGGAUCGAUCAUAAUGCAACUGGAACAGGUGCUACGUUUCCUUUUAUGUGGCAUGACGAUUUUGCAGUUGGCAGCCGAGGACAGUUUGGGAGUCAGUUAAUUCUUUGACUGCGAAGAACGUAUAUUUACGUUCUCGAGAAAUGGGCUCGGAGAAAUCUUUGUACUCGUUAAAUCAAUUUUUAAAAAAUAUCAGCUAACAGGGGAUGAUAAGAAGAAACUUCUUUAUAUUUACAAUUUAUUCGUACGAUGCUUUGUUUCGAAGAUAAAAAUUGAAACGUUAGAAGUUCGUUGGAAAAAUUGAAUUUUAGGAAAAAGGUCUUCUAAGUUUUCGAUUUAUAUCUCUGAAACUAAACGUUGUAUGAAUAAAUUAUAAAUAUAAAAAAAAUUCAUCUUACCAUUCCCUAUAAGUUGAAAUUUUUUUUAUAAACACACGUUUACGCCUCUUGGAAUUUACAACAAAAAUCGUCCCGCCUAUAUGCAUACAAAAUGGGCCUACAUGCUUGAGAACUAGAUCCCCCUAAAUUCAAAAGUGGUUCUGGGAACACUCGUUUAAAAGUAGCCAGUGCACAAACCACAAGAAGUUUAGAUGAAGAUUUUCGCGAGGAAAAGACACCAGGGUACAUCGGUAGGCAUAUCAGCAUGAGUCAGAGCAUAGGAAGCUCGAAGACAAAGUCCCCUGCCAAUCGUUCGACGCGCAAUAGCUCGACCAGUGGCGACAAAACGCUGCGUUGCAUCAUCGCCAGGGGAAAAGGCGAGAGAGCUAUUAGCGUUCCUCCAUAAAAUCAACUUAAGAAUGCCCAUUUCCCUCGGCACAAUUCCAUACACCCCAUCGGGCGAAGGGUUCCCGAGGCAGGUACGGCGACACGGCAAGUCAGGGAGUGCCUCUCUCGAGGCAGAAAAGCGGCGGGAGAGAAAGAGGGAUCAGGUCGGCAGUGGUGGGGCCCCGACCGACGGAGUCUCACGCCUUCCAUCGGGCAUCAGUCCAACGAGGAGCGUACAGGCGGUCGCAGCUCGCUGUUCCACUCGCAUUCGUGCCGCGUUCGGUGGGCCCGAAGGGACUGUCCAGGACGCGGUGUGUCCUUCGUUGUCGUUCGUGAAAACGGUUCCCGGUGAAUCCUGAAGGAUAUCGAGAUUCGUCGGUGGUCGGCGUUCAGGAUCGCCAGGUAAACGUAGAAACAGCGCCAUCUGUGUGUACGGUUCAGCGUCCGCGGUCGAGGCGAGAAGGGAUCGCGGAACGGAGCGACCAGGAACGCAGAGACGAGCGUGCAGCGCCAUUUUCCGUUGUUCGGAGCCGAUGAGGUUCGCAGGAACUUCGGAGACGACGGCUCGCGUGGCUGACGCCUGCGGCCGCGCCUCUGGAUUCCAGAAGAGCUGCGCAGAGGGUCCGCUGAAUUCCACGUCGCGUCGGUAAGCAUUCGCCCGUCGGUGUGCCGGGUGUGUACCUGUCGAUCGGCACACGUGGAGGCGAGGGGCAAUCGGGAGGACGUCGACGCCACUGGUAUACGCUGCAUACCACAGAGGACCCGGCUGGCCAGAGUGGGAGGUUGGAAAAGGUUGGCGAGAGCCAAGAGAGACGGGGCGACUGAGAGCCCAGGCAGAGGGAAGAGGAGUGCUGGUCGCCGGGUGGGGGAGGCCGUCAGAAGGCGGCCAUAAUGGCCUGACGCGAUCUCGAGCGAGUGGCGGCUACAGCUGCUGCGAAAUAGCGGAGAGCGGCUCUCCUCGUCGUCCACGCACGCGUAUUUUGCAACGUCGGACGGGCUGCGUCUUUGGAAAGUGACUGCGUAAUCGCGAGUGAAGUGAGUUACCGGGUGGAGUCUUCGAGAUUCCGUGUGCACCGUGGUUGGACCGCGUGUUGUGCUUUGGAUGUCGUUUACGGAUGGUGUUCGAUGGUUCGGGAGUUCUUCAUCGAACGUAGCAUCUUCGUGAUCGUGCAUGGUCUGCUCGGGCUCGACGUUUGACUUGUACCUUGGGUCAAAGGAGGGAGACGACUCUCUAUUCGUUGCUUCGUCGGGAAGAUCAUCUGGAAAGAUGAGGGGUGCCAAUCAGGAUUCGGCAACGCCGUAUUGCCGGUGCAGAGUCCUCUAUCUGGGCAGCUCUGUGCCACACGCGAGCAAAGAGGGUUUGCUGGGUGUUCAGGAGCCGCUUAGGGAGCUGUACCCCGAGCAGGGUGCGCUGGGAGCACGUGGAAUCGACUCCUGGCUGAGCGUCUGGAGCAACGGCCUUUUGCUUGAGAACGUCGACGAGCACCGCAAAAAGGUCACCAGGUUCUUCCCCAUUGAAGCGCUGCACUAUUGCGCGGCUGUUCGACACGUAAAAGGCGGAAGCGGGGACUCGUCGAACACGAGGUUCCUACCUUUGGACUCGCCGUUCGCUAGGACGCCUAGCGCCAACCAUCCGCCUCUGUUCGCCGCCGUUUUGAGACGGACGACUGGAAUCAAGGUUCUCGAGUGUCAUGCCUUCAUUUGCAAGCGUGAUAUGGCGGCCAACGCCCUGGUCAGGUGUUGUUUUCACGCGUACGCAGACAGCAGCUACGCCAAGGGCCUGGACCCGACGACAACGACGACAAACGGUGUGACAACCGGUCAUCCUUCGAAUAACAGCCUCUAUCACACUCUCGGAGGCUCCAGCACCACUUUGGAUAGCCCUCAAGCCACUCGUCUGGACAGUACCUCGACAGAUGACCUGAGCCUUUACAACGGCGACGAGAACCACAAAGUUUGGGCCAGAGGUCGCGACGAGGUCGACGGCUUGUAUCAGGAGCAAGGCACCUUGCGAAGCACCAAGGGCUCCAGACCGCGGCAACUAGUCGCUCCACCUCCUCCGCCACCGCCACCACCUCCCCCUGCUCAACCCUUGCUUCUAGAGGAGUCUUCGUCCUCCUCCGUUCGCAGGAAAGCGAACAAGAAACUCAAGAAGCUGAAGAACCGAGCACUACACGAGGAUCCGUUGCAGCAGGCGCAUCUCCACCCUCAGCUUCACCAGGGAAUGUAUACAAACGGCCAUGGGCAUCACACUCUGGGUCACCCAGUGAGGCAACAGCACUAUCACCCGCACCCCUUACCACCGAGCAGUCGAUCCGUCGCGGGUACUCUGGCCAGACCAGCCCCGGUUCUUCUAGUGCCAGCCGCCACGCUACCCAGGAAGGCCCAUCAUCAUCCACGGGGCCUCAGGCCCAUUCCAGCUGCCGCCCCCAUUGUCCCGAUGUAUGCCCCGCUGCCAGUAGUGACUCCGCCACCAGCAGCAGCCAUGUACGCAGCGGGUACGUACGGCACAGCCGGGAACAGGGGCAGAAGGCAACACCCUGACGGGGAGUCCUCGACUCUGGGGGCUUCCAGAAGGCUCGCCGCGUCUCACGCAGACCUGACAACGGCGGAGAUGAAUCGUGCCGGAGACAGCCCCGAGAACGAGUCCCGUUUCGGUACUGGUAUCUACCGACGGAAGGGCCACCUGAACGAAAGGGCGUUUUCUUAUAGCAUCCGAGCGGAGCAUCGCAGCAGGAGCCACGGCAGCCUGGCCUCUCUAGGCUUCAGCGGACAGAACGGCACCGCGCUGCCCAAGGAGGAGAAGAAGGACAGAGAGAUAGCCCAACUGGUCGCCGGCUUGAACCUGGACGACAGUCCAGAGAGAAUACUGCCCCAGGCGAACUCCAGGAGCGGGUACUCCCAUCAUCAGCAGCAACAGCUCCAACCGCUGCCCAGGCCCCGGCCUCGUUAGGACUCUCCGGACAUCCAACGUCGACUCGCAAGCCUGCGCGUCACGAAACACUUAACUGUCACUCUCCAGCGGCCAUUGAAAUAGCUAAACGACCGAGAAAGAUUAUAUUUUAUCAAGCAAACGAAGGAUCUGUUUUUAACGAACAUUUUAGUGCUCCGUCAGACCAGCAUAACGUUAAUGGACUUCGCGAGGGAACUUUAAACCAGUGCAACAGCUAGAUCCAAAUUUAUCUAGCUAUUUUUACUACGAUGUUUCUUUUCUAGAAUUCUUGUUUUUUUUUUUCCUUGUAAUUAUAUUUCGCGACAGAGAGUACCUACAGUUUUUCUCCAUAACGAAAGGAUCGAAUGGAACUAUGAACGAGCAACUCGACACUCCGCUGGUCUUCCAGAUCCUCGAGUUUCAUUAUUUGAUGUAUCCGUUUCGUUAGAAGACCGCGAAGCGUCGAUUUCUUUUUUUUCUUUCUUUCUUUUUAAAAAAGCAAUUCUUGAUUUUAAGUCGCCCUUAAGUUCCAAGCCGGACACAGGUGCAACUGGAACUUAUUUAUUUAAUCGCAUGUGCCAGAUGAUUGUACGAAAGCUCGACAAUAAUUGUUUUUCUUCGACCCUUUAGCCAAAAACUCGUCUUUCGUGAUAAAUAUUUGCAGAGCCAUGUUCGUCCUUCCGUGGGAACCAUGUUUUCUUCGAGUUCUCUUAGUAUUCGAUAUUUAACAACAGUUUGUCGGUCUUAUAAAUUUCUCUGCGAAUAGUUACACUUUGGAGUUAAAGGGUUACGAAUUGUUAAGGAUCGAUAGUAACAAUUAGAAUUUUUUACAAAAUUGCGAUUGUAUUGAUUCUUCGUUUGGCAAACUCGGAAGGAAUAGGAGAAUCGUCGUUUUAAAUACAGUAAUCCCUCGAUAUAACGACUCGAGAGGGGUCGACCGGUGUCCUUAUAUCGAGGUAUUACUGCGAAUAGGAAAAUUAGAGUUUUAAGCCUCGAAAAAAAUCAAAAACCGUCCAGGUAAAAUUGGAAUAAAUGAAAAAUUUACGUAGGAAAAAUAAAGGUUUGCCGAACGAUGAGUCAACCGAUGAAAAUGGCGCGAAUUCAUUGUGAAACGCAAACUAACGUCGUCGUUAUUUAUUUAUCGCGCGGACGUAUACCAUGAACGAAAAUAUAUGUAUGUAUAUUUAUCGCAGGAAAACGAUGGAAUCUCGCAGUCUUGUAUCCUGGUAAUUUCAUUUCACACAGAUAAUAAUUCGCCGUUGAAUUUUCUCGCAACGCGCUUACGUGUGCUAGCAUUCUCUUACGUAAGCCUCUAAAGACCGCCGACUCGUGCGCAGCGCCAGGAAUGCCGUUCUGCGUACCGAACGUUAAUAACAAUCGGGUAAAAUUUUAGCAAAAAAAGAUACUAAAAUAAUCUACUACGCAAAAGUAAAACAUUUGGCUCUUAACAUUCGCGAUGUUUGCAUUCUCAAAAUGUACUUGAACAAAUUCUUGUGCGAUUGCGUAAAAUUUAAAUAAACGAUCGGUAUCGCGCAAGAAAGGCAAACAAAUUCACGAAGCGAAAAAGAAGCAAGAGAUCCAUGUUUUUCAACUUGAAUUGCGAACCUGUUAUAUAUAUAUAUUGUUACGCGUCGAUUGCCAUGCAAAAUUAAUUAAUAAUAAACUAACAAUGCAAUUAUAAACAA